Molecule: messenger RNA, 569 nt
Organism: Linum trigynum
Lineage: Eukaryota; Viridiplantae; Streptophyta; Magnoliopsida; Malpighiales; Linaceae
Source: the annotation of a GenBank genome assembly
CGCUUCAACGCGUCGCCCGCUCCCACUUUCAUCUCGCCGAUUGAUUUCUGGGUUCACAUAAGCCUCCGUCAAAUCACCAAAUCGAGAAGCCCAAAUUGUAAUCAACUUUCCCCAGUACGUCAUUCCUUUCCCCACACCAAGUCAUUAUAUUCAGCCUCCAUCUUAACACAUAUAUUCAAACUAAUUAAGCUAAUUGAUCUUAUGUUAUUAUGAUUAUGUGUGUGACAGUGGUAGGAGAGGAGCCCAAACCGCGGUGGAACCCGAAGCCGAAGCAGAUCAUAAUCCUCGAGUCCAUCUACAACUCCGAGAUGGUCAACCCUCCCCGGGACGAGAUUCGCAAGAUCCGCCUACAACUGCAGGCGUUCGGCCAGGUGGGCGACGCCAAUGUCUUCUACUGGUUCCAGCCGCAACCACCGAACCCAAUCUCCCUCCUCCAAACCACUCUCCACUGCCACAGAUCAAACGAUCGAACAAUCGAGAAGUUGGUUUCGACGGGGUGGGCUUCUCGAUUUGGCGAUUUGGCGAAGGAGGAGGCUUCGGAAACCUAGAAAUCAAUCGGCAAGAUGAAA